AUGGAAAUUGCUGUGGCUGGUACUCUAAUUGCAUGCGGUGUCGUGUCGCUAGCCAUGGGUGGUGUCAGUGUGCACAAGGCAUACAAGUCAUCCAGAGAACACAACGCAGCGUACAUCAUCCCGCUGUCAGUGCGCGCAAACACAUAUCAUAUCCACACUGACCCGGCUGCACCGAUGCAGAAGGUGAUCAUCUCGGACGAAUGGGAUGUCCCCAUCUACACACUUGAACGAGAAUCUCGUCACGCAAAGCACUGGAGCCUCUUGUGUUUCGAUGACCGAGUCCAGGUGGCGUCUCUUAGCACUGCAUCGUUGGGGUCGAGGUUCUGCAUCCGUGAUGAAACUCGUGACCUCCAGAAGGUGGUGUGCAAGAAACGUCAGUAUGGUCGCUAUUACGAAUUUUCUCUCCGUAAGACCAACAUUCCCCGUCCAUCUAACUCGGACCCUCUGCCGUCAUACGAUGAAUGUGGAGUUCUGAACCCUACGCUGUUUGCCCAGGUUGGUGGUGGUGAGGUUGAUGACUCUGAUUUCGAUCUUGAUACCCCACAGGUCUGGCAGUCACGCAACCCAUUCAACACCCCAUCUGCUGACCCGAUGCGUGCUGCGGCCUACUCUGCCCCAAGCCCUGCGAUAGCAGUUGGAGAGAUCACGGCUCCUUACACAAACUCAGAUCCCAUGUACCAAUGGAACUCGACUACCAAAUUUCUUGAGAAAUGCACCAACCUCGAUGCUGGCAUCCAUGAAACUCGCGAGCGGAUUGCUUUUGUAAACAUGAAGAACCCCAAGCGAUUGCGGUUCGACAUUACCAUUGACGAGACCAAGAUCCACCGGGACAUAGCCAUCAUGACUGCUCUGUCGUGCGUCAUGGGCGCAUGGAAGUCUGAGCGGCCGCCUAAGCCUGUCAAGAGCAGCUCCGAAUUCCCCCCUCUGCAACAGCGACUGAAUAACGUCCAAGAAUAUGUGUCUUCCAAGGUUCGUGGCCAGCCGUCAAUCGCCGAGCAGUUGAGUGAGGAGUCCUCUACAGUCCCUGCUGCCGCGUGA
Messenger RNA from Yarrowia lipolytica CLIB122, 1038 nucleotides. RefSeq lists its product as uncharacterized. The record is from RefSeq and is a predicted model, not a curated record. NCBI's taxonomy places the organism in Eukaryota, Fungi, Ascomycota, Dipodascomycetes, Dipodascales.